Molecule: messenger RNA, 2530 nt
Organism: Camellia sinensis
Lineage: Eukaryota; Viridiplantae; Streptophyta; Magnoliopsida; Ericales; Theaceae
Product: HIT zinc finger and PAPA-1-like domain-containing protein
Biological process (GO): chromatin remodeling
Cellular component (GO): Ino80 complex
Source: RefSeq, a predicted model, not a curated record
GAGGAGGGAAAUAAAAAGGAAGAGGGGCGAAGAGAGAGAAAGAAGAGAGAGAGGGAGAGAGAAGAGAGAGAGGUGAGGUGGGUUUACUUGGGGACUGAGUCGGGUGACCGAGUCAGGGCUCAUCCGAUCCAACAAAUCACAGGGUUGUGUUGUGUGUGUGAGACUGUGUUUUGUAUAUGUUUAUGUGGUACAAGAAAAAAAUGGAGAAGAUUACGAGUCCUCUCCUUUACCACUAUACUCAUCAUACUAUUACUAACCCCCACAACUCCUCUUUCUCUAACCCUAACCCUAACCCUAACCCUAACCCUGACCCAUUUACGCCCCCUUCUCUCUCUCUCUCUCUCUCCCAUUUUCUCAUCGUCUCUCCCUCUUCUUCUCUACCAUCCUUUCUUCUCUACCCCUUUUGGGGCUGUUCUUCGAAUUCUUUUCGCGGCUGUACAAAUUAUCGUUCAACGUCGAGUAUUUCAAAAUUGCUCCAAUAUUUGGUGGCUUUGAUUAGAGUUAAGGGAAUUGGGCUUUAAGGUCCUUUCCUGAGUUUUCACGAUGGAAGAGCCUGGCGGCCCUCGAUUUGAAGGAUUAGGUAACACUAUGAGAAAGAAGAGGAGCCAAAAUUCCCGCCGACCUAGACUGGAGUCACUUCCAUUUCCUGAAACUCGUGAUCAGUCACCUUUAUCAUCUACGCCACCUUCAGAUGAUGUGAGCAAGACCUCCAGUGAGGAGAAUACAAGGUUUGACACUAAUUCUAGGAGGAAAGAGUUCAAUCUUAACCUUUGUACUUUGAAUGGUUCUGCUAUCAAAGCAGGUGAAUACCCUCUUAAAAAGAUUAAGGAGGAUAGAUCACAUAGUUUAUCAUACGGUGAUAGAGAUUUUGGAGACAGUGAUGAUCAAGGAGGAAAUGGGUUGAAUCACCAACGGUGUAGUGAAGGCGCCCUUGCCCCUGCUAAUUGGAAAACCACGACUAAGAUGAAGGGAAGCUUUGAAUUGCAGUCAACAACUAGGAAUGGUGAAAAUCAGAAUUCUGGGAACUCAAGAAUGAAUGGGGAUGGAGUCAAAAAUGACAACAUGGUUAAAAUGGUUAAGCUUAAGGUUGGUGGUGUCACACGCACGAUUCAAACAAAGUCCAAGUCACAUGGUGUGUCAGGUAGUGGGCUUUCUACAAAAUGUGCUCGAACUUCAGAUGCUCCUCGAUCACGGCCUAAGCUGAUUCUCCAGGACAUUUCUGAUGAUGAUUCUCCUCCAGAUCAGAACAGUGGUUUGCAAGGAAUUCCCUGGAAGGAUUAUACGAGAGGCAAUUCUAGUCGUGGGAAGGAGGAUUCUUCAAUGGGGAAGAUUCCUGAAAAGAAUGCAUCGGGAAACCUAGGUGAGAAGUUGGAGCCAGUUCGUAAAAGCAAGAGGGUGCCAAAGAGGCGUGUAUUGGAUGCGGCAUUUGAUGAAGAGGAUGAGGAUGAUGAGAUUAGAUACCUUGAGAAAUUAAAAUAUUCCAAGGUUGCUGCAGGAAAUAAAGAUUUUGAGGAAGAAUCAAGCAAGAAACACCAACGAAUUUCUAGGGUUCCUAAGAAUUCUAAGCAUGGUGAGAUUUUGGAAAAUUUUGUCUCUUCGAGGUCAAGUAAAGACAGUAAGAAGUCCAGAUCAGAAAGAGGAUCUGACGACACAGAUUAUGAGGAGGAUGAAGAAAUCGGAUCUGAUGGAGAGCCUGAAGGCAAGAAGAAGAAGAAGUUGAGGAAGGACUCAAUUGAUUCAGCAAUUGAAAUCAGGAAGGAAUUGGCUCUCACAAAUCGCCAGCGAGCCCUUUUGUCCAGCAAAGAUGCCUCUUCUGCAUCUGGUGCAAGCAUUAUCGAGUUCCCCAAUGGAUUACCACCUGCCCCUCCUCGAAAGCAAAAGGAACAGCUAUCUGAACUGGAGCAGCAACUGAAGAAAGCCGAGGCUGCUCAAAGACGCAGACUGCAAGUUGAGAAGGCUGCUCGGGAAUCAGAGGCUGAGGCAAUUAGGAAAAUACUUGGGCAAGAUUCCAGCCGAAAGAAGCGCGAAGAUAAAUUGAAGAAGCGCAGGGAAGAAUUGGAACAGGAGAGGGCUGCCAGUGCACGGACACUUGCAUCAAACACCAUUAGAUGGGUUAUUGGCCCUUCUAGUACUGUUGUUACAUUCUCAAAUGAUAUGGGUUUGCCUAGUAUUUUCAAUCCCAAGCCUUGCAGUUAUCCACCACCGCGUGAAAGAUGUGCUGGCCCAUCUUGUACGAACCCGUACAAGUAUCGAGAUUCUAAGUCAAAGCUUCCUCUUUGCAGUCUUCAGUGCUACAAGGCAAUGCAUGAAAAGAUGGAUGCUGAAACUUCUAGCUAAAGUUAUUAAGCUACUAUGUCUUUGCUUCGUGCCCUGACAUUCAUGUUAAUAUAUGUCUUGUAUUGAGAUAGUGGUCAAGGAACACAUUUUUAUUUUUCUCAUAAUAUAGAGAGACAUAUAGGAAUUGGAAUUUGGUUAUAUGCUGUAAUCCACAGCUGAAAGGAUCAAUAAACAGAAUUUUUCUUUUUGAUUU